AUGGCCCAUCUGGAAGCUCGUAAACAUAUUUCGCCUGAUUCAGGAUUCCCGAUCACACUGCACCCUGCCUUCAAUCCCAAGAUUAAUUCUCAUCAGCCACCGGAACCUGUGCGAGAUGAAGUCUUCCCAGAAAAAGACCGAGCAUUCUUUGCAGAUCCAGAAAAAAGAUCACUGCUCUCUGUGGCCAAGCGCGUAGACCUUACUGAAUCCAUUGGAACCGUACUCGAGAACGUCCAGCUUUCUCAGUUGAAUGAUAAGCAGUUGGAUGAACUUGCAUUACUGGUGGUCGAGCGAGGCGUUAUUUUCUUCCGGAAUCAAGACCUCACCACGGAGCAACAAGUUAAGCUCUUUGAACACUAUGGCGUCCUUGACAGACAUCCAGCCCAGAAGGAUCAAAGGACCCCCGUGAUGGACGAGCUCUAUCAUCAAAGGGAGCCGGGAAGAUCAUCGCGAGAUCCUCUCUUAUACACCCUGGGAGAUUUCCAUGCGGACACUUCUUUCGAGAUCAACCGUAAGGUCCACUCCCUUCAAACACUCUGGCGACGUGCUGAUGAAUGUAUUCCUGAAGCGCCAUCAUAUUCACUUCUUAGGAUGGAGGAGCAUCCAGACGUUGGAGGUGACACUGCGUGGGUUUCGCAGUACGGCCUGUACGACGCUCUGAGCAAAGCGAUGAGGAGUUUCCUGGACGGCCUCCACGCCGUACACACCUCGAGGCUUCAGUAUGACACGAUUCUUGACCUCUGGGGAGUCGGUCCAAACCGGCCUCCUAUUGACACUCAUCAUCCCGCUGUCCGAACACACCCGGUCUCCGGCUUGAAGGCAUUAAACGUCAACCCGGGUUUCGUCACCGGGUUUGCCGAGCUCAAGAAAAAAGAAUCUGACAAGCUCCUUGAAUUCCUCGAUUACCACAUCCAUUCAGCAGACGACCACUAUGUGCGUUGGAAAUGGGCGGUAGGCAGCGUUGCAAUGUGGGAUAAUCGAUGCACUCUCCACCGCGUUAUCCCUGGCACCUAUGAGGGUCCGAGAAAGGGAAUCCGGACCACGGUAUUUGGGGAGAAGCCAUAUUUCGACCCGGCCAGUGAGAGUCGCAAUGAGCGUGCACUACGGCUGGAGGAAGCUGCGACUUCUGGAUCGGCCGAGGGUGACAAGGCUGCCAAAUCUGAUAAAGUUACCGAGAGAUUUCUCCACCUCCCAUCCUCUCCGACUUCUCCAUUUUGUUCACACAAAGACAAUGCUACCCCGGAAAUACGAAUAUAA
Messenger RNA from Rhinocladiella mackenziei CBS 650.93, 1257 nucleotides. RefSeq lists its product as uncharacterized. Gene Ontology annotation, molecular function: 2-oxoglutarate-dependent dioxygenase activity. NCBI's taxonomy places the organism in Eukaryota, Fungi, Ascomycota, Eurotiomycetes, Chaetothyriales, Herpotrichiellaceae. The coding region runs from base 1 to 1257 and encodes 418 amino acids. The transcript has 8 exons. The record is from RefSeq and is a predicted model, not a curated record. Gene Ontology annotation, cellular component: cytoplasm.